Messenger RNA from Anopheles marshallii, 2256 nucleotides. RefSeq names its product TSC22 domain family protein 1 (gene brk). The coding region runs from base 1 to 2256 and encodes 751 amino acids. The transcript has a single exon. Lineage: Eukaryota; Metazoa; Arthropoda; Insecta; Diptera; Culicidae. The record is from RefSeq and is a predicted model, not a curated record.
AUGUGCGGAAAUUACGGACACCAGAAGCAACACAGUAUGGCACACGGUUCGCUUACGGUUGCGGGCAUGAUUGUCAAAAGUGAGUCGUCCACGGGACGUGCGGGUGCCGGUUCAUCAUCACCCUCGUCCGCCACAGCACACAACGCCGCCAAGAUGGGUUCGCGGCGCAUCUUUACGCCCCAGUUCAAGCUACAGGUGCUCGACUCGUACCGGAACGACGGUGACUGCAAGGGAAACCAGCGGGCAACCGCCCGCAAGUAUGGCAUCCACCGGCGGCAGAUACAGAAGUGGCUGCAGGUGGAAAAUAACCUGCGCUCGGUCGUGGCAAACGGUGGUGGCAAUAGCGCCAGCACCAACACGCACCCCAACAGCAGUAGCAGUGCCGGCGGUUCCGGAACCGCAUCGGGUGUGACGUCCCACAGCGGUAGCAACAACGCCGGCAACACGGCCGGCGGCGGUGCAUCGAUGAAAAUAAAUCUUCUAAAUCACCACCAUCAUCAUCCGGCGCAUUAUGUGCAUCCGUCGCAUCAUCACCUGCAUUAUCAGCCGAUGCACCACCAUCACGGGCUGAUGCAAGCGCCAUCGGUAGCGGCGGCAGCGGCCGCAGCAGCAGCAGCUGCAGCAGCCGCACACUACCACCACCAUCAGCACCAGCACCAUAUGCAGCAGCCGCCCGUACAUCCGCUCGCGUUUCAUCCGAUCGCGGUCCCGACGGUACAGCCGUCCCAGCCGCAGCAGCAAGUUGGCAUGGACGCGGUCAGACAACGUGUCGCGCGGAAUAGCGCAAGCGCCACCACCGUCGGUCUGCUGUCACCCGUGCUAACCCACACCGGUGCUGGCCCAUCGGCCGCGAUACCUGUUGCCUCCUGUUCGCCCCUGUCGGUAACGUCCUCCACCUCCUCCGGUGCACACACUGCCUCAUCGCUCUGCUCUGCGUCACCCAACGCGCUGAUGCGGUCCCCAUCAUCAUCCCAUCAGUUGCACCAAUACGGUGACCCAGCGACAUCUGGUGGCGAUACGCUGAACCACCACCAACAGCAGCAGCAGCAGCAACAGUCUGUCAUCUUUUCGCCCGUACCGUUGCUGGCCACCGCUACGCCACCAUCGUCGACCGGUGGUGCGAACGAUACUCACUACUACGGCCAUAUACGUGCGGUCGCGGCAGCGGCACAGGCUGCUGCAGCAGCCGCCGUCACGGCAGCCGCCGCUACCGCCCACCGAUACGAUCAUCCGAUCGAUCUCUCCCGGCCCGGAUCCAUCCCGACCGGCUCACCCGUUCCACCGCCCUGCCCGCCAUCACCACACGACCAUCGGUCCGGCUCGAUCAGGUACGAUCGUACGGUAAAGGAGGAACAGUUCGAGUGUGAAGACGAGGAGAUCAGUGUGGAGGAAGUCGAUGACGAACGUCCCGGUGUGAUGGAACAGGCGUGGGAUCUUUCCUGUCGUCGGGCCGGCAACACCGCACUGUCGGAACGUAAACGAUCCGCGUCGGCAAUGAGUGGUCCGGUCGUAACGCCCGACACAAGCCGUCCGGCGAAAUCGGUGAAACUGUUCAAACCGUACCUGCUGGAUGAGGAGGACGUGCCGGAAGAUAAGAUCACCUGCCCAAAGCAACAGCGACCCGAUUCUGCGUUGGCCGAUGACGAUAAGGAUUCGACGCGUGAAUCUCCGGCUAUUGUUGAUCGGGCGAUGUCACCUGCCCGAUCGCUUCCUCACCAUCAGCCGCAGUAUCCCAUCAUCUGGAGCGCUAGCUCACCCGCCUAUUACGAACAGCACGCGUACGAGCUUGCUCCACCGGCGUAUCUGCUUGCCGCACAGUCCUCGCAAACGGGCGGCCGCGGUGUUGGGGCACCGAUCGGUACUGCCGUACCAACGGGACGCGGUUGGAGCUCACCGCAGGCGUCGCCCGUGUCCGGGUACGAUAGUUCCACCUCGAUCUCGUCCGUGUGCAGCGGUCCGGAGGAGGACAACACCAGCCAUAGUAGCGGCAGUUCCAGCCAUGGUUCCAGCCACGGUAGCCAGUCGGAAAAGCUGAAGCAGCAGGCGAUCGAUAGCUUCUACCAUGAUGUGGCGUGCCGCGGUGACUACCGUGCGGUCGCCACCAAGUACAACAUCAGCCGCAAGUACGUGGAGAAGUGGUUGCAGCAGGAGCAGCAGGUCGAUGAUCACCACCAUCACCAUCACGGUGAGGUGAUUGCGACUCCACCUUCCGGAUCACUAGUUGGCACGGUGCGAUCACCGCUCGUGGUAGGAUGA